AUGAGCCAGGUCCAAGGUUCACCCAGAGAGUCCAGUAGGGACAGAAACGAAAGAGGGGUCAGAGAUUGUCAUCCAUGUCAGCUGUUGCUCAUUGGAGAUGAAGCCAUCUGAGUGCUGGUGAGCACCAAUGGGCGUGUGCUAAUUGCAGCAUCUUGUUAUGGGAGAGGCCGGAUGGUGGUUGUUUCCCAUCAAGGAAUCUCGAAGGACUCCAAGUUUUCCCAGUUCCUCAGAAAUGCUGUGGAGUGGCUCAAGCCUUCCCCUGAGGCCCUGGUUGGGGUCCAUCCUCAUUUGGAUUCCCUCUCCCAGCUGCUGCUCAGGGCUGGCAGCAAAGUACAGGCUGGGGCAGAGCUCAGCCCCUCCCUGGGGGUGUACUGUAUGGAUGCCUAUGAUGCCACACAGGCAAAACACCUGGUGCACUUUGUAAAGGAGGGUGGAGGGCUGCUCCUUGGUGGCCAAGCCUGGCACUGGGCUAGUCGACAUGGUAAGGAGAAGGUGCUGUUUGAAUUCCCUGGGAACCAGGUGACCAGCGUGGCUGGUGUGUACUUCACAGGCAGCGAAGGAGAGACUGGCACUUUCUCAAUGUCCAAAGAAGUGGUGAGAAUUUCUCUGAUCACCCAAAAUGGAUUGGAUGUGAAAAAAAAAAUUAAAGUCCUUUUGAAAGGAGUGACCAAAUUCAAAAUAGAAGAUGGCAGUGUCCUCUCCCAUCUACUCAUCCAUGGUGCAUUAACAUUUCCUAUCUCUGUGAAUGACUCCCACCAGGCAUUCCUUGCAGCUGUAUCUGUACACUAUGGCAGGGGCAGUGUUGUGGUACUUGCUCAUGAAAACAUUUUCCAAGCAUCAGCAAUGAUAACCUUUAUCCUCAAUGCCAUUGGCUGGCUUGAGGCUGGAAGGGGAGGAGAAGUUGGUAUUGCUGGUGAUCUGCAGGACUUUUUCACUCUCCUAAGCCAGGAGAAGAUCUCUUACAAGCUAAUAGAUCUUAAGGAAAACCUGAAUGUGUACUGCUGCAAAGCUUACAGUGAUGAGGAUGUAGAGAAGAUUCAUGAGUUUGUUUCAACAGGCAGUGGUCUGAUGGUUGGAGGACAGGCAUGGUCCUUGGCUGCAGUGAAUGCUGGUGAGAAUGCCACUGCUGAGUUCCCUCGGAACAAAAUACUGCAAAAGUUUGGAGUUGGUAUCUUAAGAGAUAGCACCAAGUCAGUGCAGAUUGGCUGUCACACUGAUGACCUCAGCUAUGCUGCGGAGCUGAAACGGCCUCUCUUGGUGGUAAAGAAGUUCAAAGUUGAAAAAAUCACCAUGGCAGUCUCUUGUCUGUGGGAUGGCCUCAUAUGCUUCAACCAUCUGUCAGCACCCUGGGCUGAGCUGGCCACAGAGAACAUCAUCCUGACAGUACCAGCUGCUGAUCUACACUACAUGGACAACCCAGAGAGUCUGCUUUCAAUCUGGAAUCUAUUGCAUUCAUCAUCUGGAAAAUGA
Messenger RNA from Phaethon lepturus (White-tailed tropicbird), 1470 nucleotides. RefSeq names its product protein FAM115C-like. NCBI's taxonomy places the organism in Eukaryota, Metazoa, Chordata, Aves, Phaethontiformes, Phaethontidae. The transcript has 7 exons. The record is from RefSeq and is a predicted model, not a curated record.